Molecule: messenger RNA, 3750 nt
Organism: Wasmannia auropunctata (little fire ant)
Lineage: Eukaryota; Metazoa; Arthropoda; Insecta; Hymenoptera; Formicidae
Exons: 10
Coding region: 387-3269 (960 amino acids)
Molecular function (GO): sequence-specific DNA binding
Source: RefSeq, a predicted model, not a curated record
AUCGCUUCGCGCGAAUCCUCGUUUCUCGUUUGUUAAGGGACACCGAUUCCUUCUCUUCGUAAGGAAUUCUACUCUCUAUCGGCCUUUUCUCCUUCGAGAAAGAUUCGCGGUUACUUCCGUUGUAACGUGGGGAAACGUUAACGCGUAAACCGCGACGGUUUAAUCUAACGGAUCGUUUUUUAUGUACCUCCGAAAAGUUGCGCCCGAGGAGGAAGCGGGGAUCGCAAGGAACGGGAGGAUGCGUUCGCGUGUCGACAGGAUCAGCGAGAGAAACGUGAGGAUUGACUGAGGAUGCACUGAGUUUUGUUCGCGAAAUUUGUAAGAUUUGUCGCUCGUUUUCAAGUAGAAAGUCAACUGUUGUGUGAUAAAUAAUACUACAUUAAAGAAUGGACAGCAGUAACACUCGUUGGUGCUCUGCACCAGGCUGCAUGCUGAAUAUAAAAAUAAUGAAACGGCAUUUCUUUCGAUUUCCGAAAGAUAAGAAAAGAUGGCUAGAAUGGAUUAAGGCAUGCAAUAGAAUGGAUUUAGUACCAAUAGGCCCAGAAUAUGCUAAUCGAUUUUAUCGGUUAUGUCAUUUACAUUUUCGAGUAGAAAUGUUUCGAAAUAUAGAGGGAAGAAUUUAUUUGAGCAAAGAAGCUGUGCCGUCAAUAUUUUUGAAGCCAUUACAAAACCAAACAGGAACUAAUAAUUCAUCUACAACUUUGUUUCAACCGAUUUCCUUUGUAACGAUAUUUUUGAAGCCAGAGAGCAGAAAUAAAAACUCGUCAGAUUUAUCGCUAUCCGAAGUAUCUCAAACACAUCCCAUGAAACCUGACGAAAGAGAUACGGCUAUAAUUUCACCGGUGCAAGCACUUUUUCCUAGAGCGUCUGUAAAGCAGGCAUAUGAGAAUAGAAAUACAUCGUCACCUCAAAGUGCUCAAACCACAUUGCUAGAAGAGAAGUCAGAAAAUGAUAACAGGAAUUUGAUGAAGGAAAUACAAUUCGUCAAAGAAAUAUAUACGAAUACAGAAACAGCGUCGACAUCAUCGACACCGUCGCGAGCAUCUCCGAAGGAGGAAUGCAGCAAUACAGAUAUUAUAGAUUUAACAUCUAUGGACAUGGAUUAUUCACAGCCAACAACGUCGUCGAAAGCAGUAUCGGUCGGUGCAGCGAAACAAAAUGGCGACAGGGCAUCAAAAAAAAGACAUUGGAACAUUUCGACGCAGACACCGGAAGCUUGGCUGUACAUCGACUCCUUUCUUCGAGGGAAGAGACCUAUGGAGAAAUCCGACAUUCAUGGCGACAGUCUGGUUGCAAAGCGGAGGAAAACGCUCGGCGCGGAAAACGAGGACGGUCGCGUGAGCAUGGAUCAAUUUAAAACUGCGUGUGCAGACUUAUUACCGCGUAAUUCCGCUCUGUUAGUCUCGGCAUGCAUCAACGCUCGCGAGAGGUCCAAGGCUAAAAAGAGCUUAGAGAAUAGGCAAUUCGCGCUCGAGUUAUUCUUCAUGGCGUCGGGCGCGUAUAGAUUCUACCGGCCGCUAUGCCAACUGCCGACAGUGCGUCAACUGUGGAGACACAUCCGCAACUGGGAUAUGCCGCCCGGCUUGAACGACAACGUGUUUAACGCGUUGCGCUUGAAGCUGAGGUCGCUGCCGCCGGCGGAGAGACAUUGCUCCCUGUCGGUGAACGAGAUGCAACUGAGGCCGCAUCUCUUCUACAAUCUGACGCGCGACAGAAUCGUCGGUUUCCACGACACCGGCACGCAGAAGCGGCGCACGUUAGCGAGAAAGGUCCUGGUGAUAAUGGCGUGUAGCUUGGCCGGCGACUGGGAACAGCCCGUCGCCUAUUACUUCCACGGCGGCACGUGUCGCGCCGAUGUCGUGAAGAAUCUGAUAUUCCAAUUGAUAGUCAGAUUGAAGAGCAUCGACGCGACCGUGCACGUUUUGAUUACAAAUAUAUCGUCAACGUUUCUGCGAUUGUCACGGCUGUUGGGAAUCUCCGCGGAACGCCCGUCAUUUCUGGUGAACGACGAAAGGGUGUUUUACAUUUUCGACGUUACACGGCUAAUGAGAGCGACCAGAAACGUGUUCAGGAGCUACGAGCUCCGCUUCCGCGAGAAGAGGGCCUCGUGGACGGAUAUCGAACUCUUUUUCAGACGCGACAGCCAGAUGCGACUGCCGCUGGCUCCUAAAUUGUCCGUGGGUCAUCUCGAGCCUAAAGGAUGUCAAAAGGUGGAAACCAAGUACGCCGUUGAGGUAUUCAGUAGCAGUAUAGCUGCAGGUCUGAGCACGCAAGUCGCAUCCGGUGAGUUACCUCUGGAAACGCUCGGCACGAUGGAGUUUAUACACAAUUUCGAUCAGCUGUUCGACAUCCUCAACUCCUCCGCGUCCACAAAAUCGAACACGAAGAAUUUCGGACAGGCUUUCACGGGUAGCAUGCACGAGAUAAGCUUCCUGCAGCAGACACUCGAAUUUUUGAAGUCGAUCAAGGUGGUGGACAGGAACGGCGCGCAUGUCAAGUCGAUCAGGAGCUUCGAUCGUUGGCAGAUCACGAUCAACGCGGUUAUUCAACUGUGGGACGUGUUGAAGCAGCAGUACCAGCUCCCCUCUCUCUACACGAGAAGACUAAAUCAUGAGAGCAUCGAGCGCGUUUUUCGUUCCAUUAGACGGCAAAGCGGAAAUCGCGUCAAACCCACGCCUAUCCUGUUUACUCGCGCGUUCAAGAAUCUCGUAAGCAAGCAUUUCCUCGAGCAUUCAAGCGGGGGCGAUUCCACCGUGAACGGGCAGAAGAUGCUCAAGCGGAUCGCGUCGUCCCCGUCGGCGACCUCCCUAGCCGACGAAGUUCCGCCCGCCGUUCAAGUGGUUUUGAACGUCACGACGACGAAUUAUCGCGACAUCGAUUUACGACUGCCCGAGAAAAGCGCGUUUCAGCGCGUGUGCGAGUUUCUGCUCAACGAGUGUUUGCGGGCGCACGUUAAUUGCGACGUGUGCGUCGCCUAUGCUGCCGGCACGUCCAACAGAGACGCGUCGAGCUGCUUCAAUUCCUACAUCUCCAACCUCGAUGACACGUUCAUGCGUAAUUUCGAGAGACUCUCCAUCGAGGACAACAUUGGCGCGCAGAUUCUGCAGCUCGCGCAGGAAGUCGACUACAAACCACCCUGUCCGGACUUCCCGGUCGCUUUACUGGUCAAACUAUUUUUACGUAUGCGAGUAUAUUUUACGUUGUCGCGGCAUAACAAGAUUUGCAAGGGCAUAGAGCCGCGCAGCUCUUUAAAUGUGAUGCAGUUAUAAAUGGCUCGUUUUUAUUGCGUUAUCUACGUUUUAUUACGUUUAGAUUUUAUUUCGUUUGUAUUGGUUAAUAUUUUUUUUAAUUAGUAUUGUUUUCUUUAUAUAUUCUUUAUGUACUGUAUCGUUUAAAAGCAGGAAUUUAAUGCGUUAUUUUCGCUAAAACAAUUACAUGAGUUUUUCCUAAAUCUCAUGGCUAAUAUUUCGAGAAGUGUUUCGUAUUAAGCGAAUAGAGAUUCGUGAAUAUAAAUUUUCCCUGAGUGGAAGUCGUCGAAUGUAGUGAACCUUUGUGUUUUUAACACAUUACGUUUAAUUGAAUAUAUUUUCGAAUAUAUAUUACUGAUUGCAUGUUUGACAAAUUAUUUUAAAAUGCUUAAUACGAAAUUAUGAUUUUUAAGACCUUACUAAUUGUCAUUCACCGUCCUUUUAGUUUACUCUUUUAUGACAAAGAAUUCUCUGAAAAAAUUAUAUAUGACGUUAUUGAAAA